AACACACGAUGAAACCUUAAAAGUUUGUGGAAAUGUAUCAGCCGAAGUAUUUAGUGCUCCUUUUAAAGUAUAUUCUGCAAAAAAAUUUCCGGGUAUGACAGAAUCGACUGCGCUUUCUAAAGCUUUUGCUAGUCAGGGAAUUAAACUUACUAUUCGUAAAGACUUUCGUUAUCAAAGAACAAAUAAUGCUAAUAAUGAUGAAUUACCCAAUCAAACAAAUGAAUUUGCCACUCCUUCAACUCCAAAUAGUAUCGUUAAACUUGAUAUCGAUAAUCAAGAGGAUGAUGCUGAAGAACCUUCCGAUACCGAUUCAUUUAAUGAAAAGAUAAAACAAGAACGAUAA
This is a messenger RNA of Cetraspora pellucida, 343 nucleotides long. The record is from the annotation of a GenBank genome assembly. Lineage: Eukaryota; Fungi; Glomeromycota; Glomeromycetes; Diversisporales; Gigasporaceae.